ACACUCUAAAUGGACCCGUGUGCAUGUUGCCUCUCCGUGUCUUCGCGUUCGGGUUCUGUAAAGCUAGACUCUCCAGUUCGGACCGUGUAGGACGAGCGGGGCGGGGUUCUGUUGGACGUGGUAGCAUCCUUGGGCUAGCUAUCGCACGUCAGUGACUGGCCUUGAUGCAAUCUCCAAGCUACAAGUUAUCGAGAAAACGCUCUGAAAAAGCUGCUAACGCACUAAUAGAGCGUUGAUGAAAAUCCCCCCAGUGAGAGGAGGAGGGCCGCUGUGUUCGCGUUUGCUCUCGUUUCACUGCCUCGCGCCUGUUCAAAGCGAAACUUUAUGGCAACGGUGCAAUCGACCAAACGUGGGGACCCAAAUGAAUUGAAAGCCAUUUUCCAGAAGUAUGCCAGUAUAGUGGACAAGGAUGGGGAAAGGUUCAUGACUCCAGCUGACUUUGUACAGAACUAUCUGGGACUUCACACACAGAUUCACCACAACCCCAAAACUGUCCAACUCAUUGCUGCUGUUGCUGAUACCACAAAGGACGGGCUCAUCUCAUUCCAGGAGUUCCUUGCAUUCGAGUCUGUGCUGUGUGCACCAGACGCCCUCUUCAUAGUAGCUUUUCAACUCUUUGACAAGACCGGAACCGGGACCGUUUCCUUCGAAAAUGUGCGAGACAUCUUCAGUCAAACCACGGUCCACCACCACAUUCCCUUCAACUGGGACUGCGAGUUCAUCCGCCUGCACUUUGGUCACGAUCGCAAGAAAGACCUCAGCUACCUGGAGUUCACACAAUUCCUGCAGGAGCUGCAGUUGGAGCACGCACGCCAGGCGUUUGCCCAGAAGGACAAAGGGAAGAAUGGGGUCAUCUCUGCUAUGGACUUCAGUGACAUAAUGGCCACAAUCAGACACCACAUGCUUACUCCUUUUGUGGAGGAGAACCUUGUCUCGGCUGCAGGGGGCAGCACCUCCCACAUGGUCAGCUUCUCCUACUUCAACGCAUUCAACUCCCUCCUGAACAACAUGGAGCUCAUCCGCAAGAUCUACAGCACAAUGGCCGGCACGCGGAAGGACACGCUGGUCACUAAAGAGGAGUUUGUUCAUGCUGCCAACAAGUUUGGUCAGAUCACUCCAAUGGAAGUCGAUAUCUUGUACCAGUUGUCAGGCCUGCACUCUCCCUCUGGGCGUCUGAAUCUCCUCGACAUCGAAAGAGUAGCUCCACUAGAAGAAGGAUGUCUUCCCCACCACUUGGUCGAAACCCAAAAACAGUCUCAUGGAGACGGCUCCAGGCCCAUUUGGCUCCAGGUGGCAGAAUCAGCCUACAGGUUCUUUCUGGGUUCCAUUGCUGGAGCCACCGGUGCUACAGCGGUGUACCCCAUCGACUUGGUGAAGACUCGUAUGCAGAACCAGAGGUCCACUGGGUCGUUUGUUGGAGAGCUGAUGUACAAGAACAGCUUUGACUGUGCAAAGAAGGUUCUUCGUUAUGAGGGCUUUUUUGGCUUCUACAGAGGUCUGGUUCCUCAGCUCAUCGGUGUUGCUCCUGAAAAAGCCAUCAAACUCACAGUAAACGACUUUGUUCGAGACAAAUUCACCCAAAAAGACGACACAAUUCCUCUAUUUGCUGAGAUCAUGGCUGGAGGCUGUGCCGGAGCAUCUCAGGUGAUCUUCACAAACCCUCUGGAGAUCGUGAAGAUUCGCCUGCAGGUCGCAGGUGAGAUCACCACCGGGCCUCGAGUCAGCGCCCUCAGCGUUGUCCGCGACCUGGGCUUCUUCGGCCUCUACAAGGGUGCCAAAGCUUGCUUCUUGAGGGACAUUCCCUUCUCGGCCAUCUAUUUCCCCGUGUACGCCCACACUAAGGCACAGUUAGCAGAUGAAAACGGUCGACUGGGAGCUUUGCAGCUUCUCACUGCAGGAGCCAUUGCAGGUGUCCCUGCUGCCUCCCUCGUGACUCCUGCUGAUGUCAUCAAGACGCGACUGCAGGUCGCCGCAAGGGCGGGGCAGACCACUUAUGAUGGGGUCAUCGACUGCUUUAAGAAGAUUAUGAGGGAGGAAGGCUUCCGGGCUUUGUGGAAAGGCGCUGGAGCUCGCAUGUGCCGCUCCUCCCCUCAGUUUGGUGUGACCCUGGUGACUUAUGAACUUCUGCAGCGAUGGUUUUAUGUUGACUUUGGAGGACAUCGCCCUGCAGGCUCCGAGCCGACGCCCAAAUCUCGCAUUUCCGAGCUUCCCCCCAUCAACGCCGAGCAUAUCGGAGGCUACCGCCUGGCCGCAGCUACCUUCGCUGGGGUGGAGAACAAAUUCGGCCUCCAUCUUCCCAAGUUCAAGUCUUCCGGCGUGGUUUCCAUCCAUCACAGAGAGCCGGCCGCGCCCGUUCAGGCACCGUAGAGGCGUGCAGCCGCUUCUGUCUUCACCAUCCCUCUCUUCCACCACCAGGGCCAGACAUUUGAACACAGCAGACGUAUGCAUACUCCGCACUCGAGGGGCGACAGAAGCAAAGAGCAGCCGGUGCUGCAGCUGCAAGGCACAGAGCAGCUGUCAGGUGUGCUGUGUUGCAUCUUCAGUGGCUCCUGGAAUUUCCAUCCUUUAUGUUCUUCUCUUGUGUGAAAACGAACUUUGAGCACUCCAAUUAAAGCUUGAUCGAUUCUGAUAUUGGACUGUCAGCAUAGGAAGUAAUUGAUCGACCUGCACAGUGUGUGGGGCUUCACUGCAACUCCUCCAGGUGGCUACAUACUGUACAUAUUGUACUGUACUGAGAAAAUGUUACAAGACCAAGUCCCGUAACGUUCAGCCGGUCUCAUUACACAGUAGAUGUGAUGUCACGGCAGUGGGAGGGGCUUGAGAGAAUGACUUACUGAUGUACAGGGCUUUUCAAAUUAAUGUUUUCUCAAAGAAAGAAAAAAAAAAUCAAAUCUUGAGCAGAGAAUUAGGUAUUAAUAAAUUAAGUGUAUCUCAGUUCUGUUGUUGUAUUUUAAUUAAAUAAAUAAAUCAUCCAUAUUGUUUUAAAUUUA
Molecule: messenger RNA, 2990 nt
Organism: Oryzias melastigma (Indian medaka)
Lineage: Eukaryota; Metazoa; Chordata; Actinopteri; Beloniformes; Adrianichthyidae
Product: calcium-binding mitochondrial carrier protein Aralar1
Exons: 18
Coding region: 325-2367 (680 amino acids)
Biological process (GO): aspartate transmembrane transport; L-glutamate transmembrane transport; malate-aspartate shuttle
Molecular function (GO): L-glutamate transmembrane transporter activity; L-aspartate transmembrane transporter activity; calcium ion binding
Source: RefSeq, a predicted model, not a curated record